Molecule: messenger RNA, 779 nt
Organism: Sphaerulina musiva SO2202
Lineage: Eukaryota; Fungi; Ascomycota; Dothideomycetes; Mycosphaerellales; Mycosphaerellaceae
Exons: 2
Coding region: 327-779 (150 amino acids)
Source: RefSeq, a predicted model, not a curated record
ACGAUGGGAUGCCUUUCAGGGGCUGCCACGAACAUGCUGCUUUCCACGGCAUAUCUUGUGCAAUAUGCAAGCUCCUGAGUCCUGAUGAGCCUCACGAAGCUGGAAAGUUAGUCAACGGUGGCCCUGCUUUGCACGAAGCAUAGCAGGCAUUGACUGAACCAACAACUCCGUUUCAGCCCUUCAGGCUUGCGGGGACAAUAAUUUGGGAUUAAUAAAAGGGCGAGAGAUCUGAGAGUAUCUUGAUCAUUUUGAUCUUCACUUCUUCGCUGCACAUUCAGAAGAAUACCCGUUUGUACUUGGUUAUAUCGACCUUACUCGCAGUCACCAUGAUGCUCGGGCUACUCAUCCAAUAUGGCAUCAUCUUCGCAGCCUCUACACAAGCAGCUGCAGUCAAGCCAUGUAAACAUGCCCAUGCCCAUCCCUUGGCUGCCUUAUACGACGGCGCUGCUGCGCCUCCGACGAACCAAGAAUACUCCCCAGAGAGGCUCGAAAAGCCCGCAACACACUCAGAAGCCGUAAUGGCUGAGCUCAAACGUCUCUCAGAUGUCCACAGACACACUAGACUACAUUUACAUCAUCAUCAUAUCAAUCAUUCCAAGGAGCCUACUACUCCCAUUGACGAUGCAGCGAGUCAUGACGAACCAUCGCUCACAAUCGCCGAACCGGUGACAGAGAGUCAUGAGCAACAACAACUGCCGAGCGAUCUCUUGACAGAGCAAGAACAAGAACAAACACAAACCACUUCCGAAGAAUCCGAAAAACAAGAUCUCAAACGCUGA